GGAACUGUUCGAUUUUCGCGGCCAUCAAAAAAAAUCAAUAUGAAAUCAAAAGAAAACGGCCUCGUGGAGGAUAAGUCGGACAUGGCUCUGGUCAACGUUUUAUCGCACCAGCAAAGACUGAUGAAAUACAGACUGCCCUGGUAUUACGCACCAUCAUUUCUGCUCCUUUGGGUCGCGCUCUUCUACGCGGUGGUGUAUCCCCUCUAUCAUCGACUUCCGGAUAGCGUCUUGAUAGCGGAUGAGUCCAAUAAGCCAGGCCAGUUUGUGGCGGAGAGGGCACAAAGACUGCUCUACAAAUACGACCGGAUUGGACCCAAGGUGGUGGGCAGUGUGGCAAAUGAGGUGACAACGGUGGCCUUUCUCACCGAGGAAGUGGAGAAUAUCAGGGCAGCGAUGCGCACUGAUCUUUACGAUCUGGAGUUGGAUAUUCAACAGCCGUCCGGGGCGUACAUGCACUGGCAGAUGGUCAACAUGUACCAGGGUGUCCAGAAUGUGGUUGUGAAAAUCAGCACCAGGAGCUCCAAUAGUUCGUCCUACCUCCUAGUCAACAGUCACUUCGAUUCCAAGCCCUCUAGUCCGGGUUCCGGCGAUGAUGGCACUAUGGUGGUGGUGAUGCUGGAGGUCCUUCGCCAAAUAGCGAUAUCAGAUACCCCAUUCGAACAUCCCAUUGUAUUUCUUUUCAACGGAGCCGAGGAAAACCCCUUGGAGGCCUCACAUGGAUUCAUUACCUCGCACAAAUGGGCGGGCAAUUGCAAGGCCCUUAUAAAUCUGGAAGUGGCCGGCAGCGGAGGUCGAGAUCUGUUGUUCCAGAGCGGUCCAAAUAAUCCCUGGCUCAUAAAGUACUACUAUCAAAAUGCAAAGCAUCCGUUUGCCACCACAAUGGCCGAGGAAAUCUUUCAGUCCGGCAUUUUACCAUCCGAUACAGAUUUUCGUAUCUUCCGGGACUACGGAGAGCUGCCAGGUCUUGAUAUGGCCCAAAUCAGCAAUGGUUAUGUCUACCACACAAUUUUUGAUAAUGUUCAGGCGGUGCCCAUUGAUUCCCUUCAAAGUUCGGGAGAAAACGCCUUAUCGUUGGUGCGUGCUUUUGCAAAUGCCAGUGAAAUGAACAAUCCGGAGGAUCACAGCGAAGGACACGCUGUCUUCUUUGACUAUCUAGGCUUAUUUUUUGUUUACUACACCGAAACCACUGGAAUUGUUCUAAACUGUUGCAUUGCCGUAAUUAGUUUGGUUCUCGUGGGUUGUUCCCUGUUGAGAAUGGCUCGUGAAUCGGAUGCCACUAUUGGUCAAACAUCCAUUUGGUUCUCCAUUAUUCUUGGACUUCAUUUCUUGGGAUUUGUCUGCAGUCUUGGCUUGCCUUUGCUAAUGGCUGUUCUUUUUGAUGCCGGAAAUCGUUCGAUGACAUAUUUUAGUAAUAACUGGUUGGUAAUUGGCCUCUUCAUCGUGCCAGCAAUCAUUGGACAGGUUCUGCCACUAACGCUUUAUUACACUUUGAAGCCGAAUGAGCACAUUAGCCAUCCCAAUCACAUACAUAUGAGUCUUCAUGCGCACUGUGUCCUGUUGUCUUUGGUUGCCAUUAUCCUUACUGCUAUAAGUCUGAGAACCCCUUACUUGUGUAUGAUGUCCUUGCUUUUUUAUGCGGGAGCCCUGCUGAUCAACUUGCUAAGUACUCUCCAUGAUCGUGGAUACUACUGGGUGUUGAUCGUGCAAGUCCUGCAACUAAUGCCGUUCCUGUAUUUUUGCUACCUUUUCUACACUUUCCUGAUGGUUUUCUUUCCUAUGUUAGGACGAUUUGGACAUGGCACAAAUCCAGAUCUCUUGAUUGCUUUGAUUUGCGCCGUGGGAUGUUUCUUUGCCUUGGGUUUUGUGGCUCCGCUGAUAAACAUGUUCCGAUGGCCGAAGUUGGCUUUGCUCGGCUUGGGAGUAGUCACCUUUAUAUUCAGCAUGAUUGCGGUUUCCGAUGUGGGUUUUCCAUAUCGCGCCCAAACCAGUGUGAUGAGAAUUCACUUCCUGCAUGUUCGUCGCAUCUUUUAUGAGUACGAUGGCUCGGUGAGUCUCAGCGACUCUGGCUACUACUUUGACUUCCAGGAUCGUCGGCUUUAUUAUCCGUUGGAGGAUACCUCGGUCAAUCUGACUGGGUUGGUUAGCACCGCAACCGACUGUGACCAGUACCUGAUGUGUGGUGUGCCCUGCUUCAACCAUCGUUGGUGCCAGACCCGCGCCAAGAGUCAUUGGUUGCCUCGGGAACAGGAGGUUACUAUUCCGGGCGCCUCAUCUCUAAAACUUCUCAGCAAAACCGUCUUGGAGUCCGGAAAAGUGGCACGGUUUGAAUUCGAGAUGUCUGGGCCGCCACACAUGAGUCUUUAUAUCCAACCCCUUGACGGCGUCGAGGUGGAGGACUGGUCCUUUAUUCGAAAUCAGCUGGAUGAGCCCGGAACUUAUUCAGCGCCCUAUCAAAUAUUCUUCGCCUACGGCAAUGAUAAUUCUCCUCUCAAGUUUCACAUUGACUUUGCGAAAUCCUCGGGAGAAUUUAGCACUCCAACUUUCCAGCUGGGAUUCGCUGCAAGUUUUGUGAGCUAUGACUACGAACGGGAUGCAGCUGGCUUGAAGUUCAUAUCCGAUUUUCCCGACUUUGCUCACGUUAUGGAAUGGCCAACGUUGUAUGAACGUUAUAUAUUUUAAGAGUCUCAAUGAUUUUGUUUGCACCAAACAACUUUUCUGUUAGCUAUUACGGUUGUAAAGUUAAGAUUAUGUUUUAAACGCACUGCUUUAAGUAAUGGAAAUUUUCGUAGUUUAUCAUAAUAAUGAGUUCACUGGCGUGUGUAGAUUGACCGAUAAGAUUUCAUGCAGAGAUUGGAACUGACCUGCAAGUGGAUUUUUAAUUAUAAAUCUAAAUCGUUGCUAUCACA
Messenger RNA from Drosophila ficusphila, 2906 nucleotides. RefSeq names its product endoplasmic reticulum metallopeptidase 1-like. Lineage: Eukaryota; Metazoa; Arthropoda; Insecta; Diptera; Drosophilidae. Gene Ontology annotation, molecular function: metalloexopeptidase activity. Gene Ontology annotation, biological process: proteolysis. The coding region runs from base 40 to 2679 and encodes 879 amino acids. The transcript is spliced from 12 exons. The record is from RefSeq and is a predicted model, not a curated record.